AUGGCUUUAAUCUCUGAAAUUUCCGACGACGCCUCUAACGGCGGCGAUCCAAGGAAGAACCCGCAAGAAGAAGUAGAGAAUCAAAACGAGAAUCCUAAAGAAGAAGAUCAAGAAGUAGAGAAGCUUGCUCCGGUUACUCUAUACAUCCCAGAAGGACUCGUCGAAAGCAUCCUCUUACUCGUCGAGAGAUGUAAUUACCCGAAGCUAUCUCUCUUCUCAAGAUCCUUUCAUCACGUCAUCUCUUCGCCGGAACUCUACCAAAGGCGCUCGCAACUCGGCCUCACCGAACCGGUUCUUUACGCUUUGAUCCGGUUCCGAUUCCCUCGUAAUAGGUUACCGUGCUGGUACAUUCUCAACCGUAACGUUCCAAGAAAUAUCUCGUUACGAUUGACCGAAGUCAGAUCACUUCCUCCUAUGAAUCUUGGAUCUGCUGUGGUCACAAUCGGAUACGAGAUGUAUGUGAUUGGUGGAGACAACGGACGAUAUCGAUCCACAUCGGAUGUGUUGCUCAUCGAUUGCAGAUUCCACACACGUCGCUCGCUCCCGAGAAUGCAGAGGAGUCGCUACAGUGCAGCUGCCGGAGUAAUUGACGGAAAGAUUUACGUGAUCGGAGGUUGCGAGCAGAGAGAUGAUAAUUGGGUCGAGGUGUUCGAUACAGAUACUCAGACUUGGAGUAGUGUCCCAGUGCCUGGUCCAUUCCCUGGUCCAUUCCCGAUCUUUAAUCAGAAUGGAGCAUUUAUGGCAUAUAUUGUGAUGCAAGAGAGGAUUUACAUCAUGGAUCUUAUGGAUUGUUUCGCUUAUGAACAAAGACAAGGUAUAUUGCACCACGUCCGGGAAUUUGAAUGUCAUCAGAUGUGUCACAAUGGGUGUUGUGUGGUUGAGGAUUUGCUGUAUAGCAUUGAUCCACUGUGUCUUUCUGAAUCUCCGAUAGUGGCAUGCGAUCCCAAUGAUUUUGUUUGGAGACCUGUGGUGGGUGAAUUUUUUUCGCCUAACCUCAACUAUUACGAGUGUAAAUUGGCGAAUAUUUGUGGGAAUUUGAUGGUUAUAGGCCCUACUAAAGACCGACAAGGUCGUCAAGAUGUUUGGUGCGUAGAGAUCGUCUUAAAAAGACUUGAAGGGGGUGAGAUUCAGGGGAAGGUCGUAUCAAGAUCGCUUGUGCUUAAAUCCGUCGACUUAGGUUCCAUUGAUCUUUGUCGCUCUACGUUUUGA
Camelina sativa (false flax) is the source of this 1209-nucleotide messenger RNA. The record is from RefSeq and is a predicted model, not a curated record. NCBI's taxonomy places the organism in Eukaryota, Viridiplantae, Streptophyta, Magnoliopsida, Brassicales, Brassicaceae.